AUGAGUUUUUAAACAACAGACUCGAAAAAAGAAGAAUUUAGAAAAUACUUAGAAAAGGCUGGAGUGAUUGACCAGCUUACAAGAGUAUUGGUUGGGUUAUAUGAAGAACCAGAGAAACCUAACAAUGCAAUUGAUUACGUGAAAAAGUAUUUAGGAUCACCAGUUGAUAUUGAUGUAGAUAAACUUAAAUUAGAGUAUGAAAAACUAAAGGAUGAAAACAUCAAAUUAAAGAGAGAAGUUGCAGAAUUAAAAAAAGAAUUAUAAGCUGCCUAACAAGAGCAAAAUUGAAAUUUAUAUAUACAUUUAGGCAAAUAAUAAUAAUUAUACUUAA
Messenger RNA from Paramecium tetraurelia, 331 nucleotides. RefSeq lists its product as uncharacterized. The record is from RefSeq and is a predicted model, not a curated record. Gene Ontology annotation, biological process: regulation of DNA-templated transcription. Lineage: Eukaryota; Ciliophora; Oligohymenophorea; Peniculida; Parameciidae. Gene Ontology annotation, molecular function: transcription coactivator activity. The transcript is spliced from 4 exons. Gene Ontology annotation, cellular component: nucleus.